Messenger RNA from Amphimedon queenslandica, 896 nucleotides. RefSeq lists its product as uncharacterized. The transcript is spliced from 2 exons. The record is from RefSeq and is a predicted model, not a curated record. The coding region runs from base 38 to 865 and encodes 275 amino acids. Lineage: Eukaryota; Metazoa; Porifera; Demospongiae; Haplosclerida; Niphatidae.
GAUCACGUGAUCUGAUUUAGACCACGCCCAUUUUAAGAUGGACGAUUUCUCUGGACUAACUGCCAAUGAUAUACUCAAGUUAGACGAGCGAGAUGGAGAAAGAGAGAGUCCUGAAGUAGAAGAAAGAGACAGUCCCGAGAGAGAGGAAGACAAUAUAAAGAAUGAGGAGCCUCAACGAGAGAGUGUUCCCUUCCACGAGCCUUCUCCUUCAGUAAACGAGAGAACUUCUCCCCAAUCUUCAACCAGUAGCUCCAGUAAUGGUGUCAGCAGCUUUGGUCGUGCUGGGGUGGUCUCUUUGAAAGAUUACACAUUUCCACAGUCCAAUUACGAGCGGGACACUCCUGAUCAGUUCCUCCUUGCUUUCAUUGGGCGGGAGUUUGACAGUCCACAGAUUAUUACAACCAAACUUGAGUUACUAGUACCUUUAGCAGAAAAUAAUCGUCCAUUGAUGAAACUGGUACCGUUUACUGUUAAACGGAGCGUUCUGGUUAAGGGAAACUUUGACAUAUCAGAAAUAAGAGAGUUUGAUGGUGUUGUGCUUUGCUACAAUGCUUCUGAAGCAAGGAUAUUACUUACUGGAACUGAUGGAUAUUACACUCAAUUAAUAAAGAGACUAGAAUCAGUCCUAGGACCUAAUAAAGUCGCUUUCUUAAUUACUAAUUAUGUUUCUGAUUCUGGCUCCACCCACUCAUUAAUUAAUCCUGAUCUCAAAGAAAGACUAACACAUCAGUCUGAUCUCAAUAAAUAUUUAGAAUCGGAUCAAGUCUUGUCGUGGCAUCAGGACCCGAGAGAGUGUCAUGUGACUAAAUUAAUAGAAAUAGCAAAGUCUGAACCUAAUCCUCAUAAUAAUUGCACAAUAAUUUAAAUUAAACAACAUCUCUUGUGUCCAUAGUGUC